AUGAACACCUCCAUGAUCCCCUCCAAGUUCUUGUCCCAUCCCGAGGACAUUGGUGUCGUUGCCGUGGGCUUCUCUGGCGGCCAGUGCAAGCCCGGUGUCGACGCCGCCCCGGCCGCCCUUAUCGAGUCCGGCCUCCUCACGAGCCUGCGCGAUGAGCUCAACUACAAGCUGCACGGCGAUGACCAGGUGCACCUAUAUACCGAUCUCGUGCCCAAGGAGGACCCGCCCUACCGCAACAUGAAGAACCCAAAGGCCGUGAGCAGCGUCACGGAGCGCAUCGCCGACCAGGUCUACUCGCACAGCAAGGAGGGCCGGCUCGUGCUGACGCUCGGCGGCGACCACUCGAUUGCCAUUGGCACCAUUGCAGGCUCGGCCAAGGCCACGCGGGAGCGCCUGGGCCGCGAGAUUGCCGUCAUCUGGGUCGAUGCCCACGCCGACAUCAACACGCCCGAGACGAGCGGUUCGGGCAACGUGCACGGCAUGCCGGUGGCGUUCCUCACGGGACUCGCCAAGGAGGACAAGCCCGAGUACUUUGGCUGGAUCAAGGAGGAGCACCGCCUGAGCCUCAAGAAGCUGGUCUACAUUGGCUUGCGCGACGUGGAUCCUGGCGAGAAGAAGAUCCUGCGGGAGCACGGCAUCAAGGCAUUCAGCAUGUUUGACAUUGACCGACACGGAAUUGGCAGGGUCGUCGAGAUGGCACUCGCCCACAUUGGCAACGACACCCCGAUCCACCUGUCGUUCGACGUCGAUGCGCUGGACCCGAUGUGGGCGCCGAGCACGGGCACUCCGGUGCGUGGCGGCCUGACUCUGCGCGAGGGCGACUUCAUCUGCGAGAGCGUGCACCAGACGGGCAGCCUGGUGGCGGUGGACCUGGUCGAGGUGAACCCGAGCCUGGCACCGGAGCUGGACCACGGAGCGCACGAGACGGUGCGGGCGGGCUGCUCGCUGGUGAGGUGUGCUCUGGGCGAGACGCUGUUGUAG
Molecule: messenger RNA, 981 nt
Organism: Microdochium trichocladiopsis
Lineage: Eukaryota; Fungi; Ascomycota; Sordariomycetes; Xylariales; Microdochiaceae
Product: arginase
Exons: 3
Coding region: 1-981 (326 amino acids)
Cellular component (GO): nucleus; cytoplasm; cytosol
Molecular function (GO): arginase activity; manganese ion binding
Source: RefSeq, a predicted model, not a curated record